Lagenorhynchus albirostris (white-beaked dolphin) is the source of this 1971-nucleotide messenger RNA. RefSeq names its product glycine cleavage system protein H (gene GCSH). The transcript is spliced from 5 exons. Gene Ontology annotation, biological process: glycine decarboxylation via glycine cleavage system; protein lipoylation. Gene Ontology annotation, cellular component: mitochondrion; cytoplasm; glycine cleavage complex. The record is from RefSeq and is a predicted model, not a curated record. NCBI's taxonomy places the organism in Eukaryota, Metazoa, Chordata, Mammalia, Artiodactyla, Delphinidae. Bases 132 to 653 code for a protein of 173 amino acids.
CGCCCCUGCGCGCCGGUCCAGCCAGCUCGCUCCGGCUCGCUCCGGCCCCGGGGCCGCCCCCUCCCCGCCCCGCCCCCUCCAGCCGGGGGUGCUCUAGAUGCUGCGCGGAGACCCUCUGCACCCCUGCGAACAUGGCGCUGCGAGUGGCGCGGAGCGUGCGGGCCGCGGUCUGCAGCCUGCGCGCCAUCUCUGCGCCCAACGCGCCCUGCCCGCCGCGGCCCUGGGGACUGCGGGCGGGCGCCGUCCGGGCGCUGCGCACCGGUCCCGUUCUGCUGUCGGGUCGUAAAUUCACAGACAAACAUGAAUGGGUAACAACAGAAAACGGUGUUGGAACAGUGGGAAUCAGCAAUUUUGCACAGGAAGCUUUGGGAGAUGUUGUUUACUGUAGUCUGCCUGAAGUUGGGACAAAAUUGAACAAACAAGAGGAAUUUGGUGCUUUGGAAAGUGUGAAAGCUGCUAGUGAACUCUAUUCUCCUCUAUCAGGAGAAGUAACUGAAAUUAAUGAAGCUCUAGCAGAAAAUCCAGGACUUGUCAACAAAUCUUGUUAUGAAGAUGGUUGGCUGAUCAAGAUGACACUCAGUAACCCUUCAGAACUAGAUGAACUAAUGAGUGAAGAAGCAUAUGAGAAAUACAUAAAAUCUAUUGAGGAGUGAAAAUGGAACCCUUAAAUAAACUAGUUUGAAACAACUUAAUCUAGUAUAGUUGUCUUAAAUUAGUGGUGGAUAGAUUUUUAAAAAGCAACUUUUAGCAAAAGAAACUACUUUCAACAAUGUUGCCUGAAGAAAAUACCCCUUAACUUCCUAAUGAUUUCACAUAAACACUAUGCAUCUUUUUCACAACAGCCUGUGAUUUUUAGGCUAGUCUCCAGUUAUAAUACUCAGAAUUCCUGAAAUUAUCUGUGGUAAAACUAGUUAUAAAAAUUAUGUAAUUCAAGGAUAACAUUGUUAUCUUAACCUUACAUAAUAUUGUAACUUGCUUACAGCCAUCCCUGGAUUUGGGUCAAAAUACUCAAUGAACUUGCCAUUGGAAAUAAAUGACAGUGGAGAAAAGUUUGUUAGUUGUAUAGUGUCCAGUGAAGAACAUUACUAUCUUAAUUUUGCAAUAUACUGUGUUUGCUGGUGCUAUUUUUAUACAGUGAAGCAACAGCCUUGCAGGAAAAUAAGAAACAGUUUAAUAAUAAAAUAUUCAACUUCUUAAUUAAUCGUGUUUUUUGUUUCGCUGUUAAUAUUUCAUUUAGUGACUCCACUAGUAUUUGUAAAGAUGCUAAUUUUAACUUACGGAAAGUUAUUUUUUUAAAAGGAAUUUUAAGCCCUAGUGAUGAAAGAUUGGUUCCAAGAAAAUGUUUCCUUUUAGUCACAAAUCUUGCUUUUCUUAAGCAAAGAUCUAAUUGCCUGAUAGCAUCAAGUACUAUUUUUUGGUCAUUUUUAACAUAAAAGAAAUCAUUGACUUUGUUUUUCUAUCAUGCCAAUUAGAAGAGAGGAGUAAAAACAAGGAAAGGUGAAAUUUUGAUCAGCAUAGCACAUGACAUCCUUAAGAAAGUUAAACCACAUUCACAUAAGGUUUCUACUUAAGUAAUGGGGACAGAAGUGGACACAGUGGCCAACAUAGCAUACUUUCUAAUUAAGCCAAUGGUAGUACUGUAGUAUGCUGAUAUUUGGGGCAGGGGAGAGAACAUACGUAAGUAUAUACACACACACAGAUAUAUAUACUUAUACACACACACAGCAAGAACAAACUUCUACCAUUUUCCCAGUUACUAGAGGAAAAGGGAAGUAUGUAGACACUACUAUCUUCUGGUAAAUAAAGAGCAAAUAAAGAACAUAGAGUACGUAGGUAGGUAAGUAACAUACAAGUCUUUCUUGUUCCUCUGCAGAAAGAAUGCAUUCUUUCCAGGACUGUGCCAGUGGCCAUAUCACUGCUGAGCUGUGUCUGUUAUUAAUCAGGUUAAUUAAUUUGACUGUCUGCUUUGGA